Molecule: messenger RNA, 1422 nt
Organism: Owenia fusiformis
Lineage: Eukaryota; Metazoa; Annelida; Polychaeta; Sabellida; Oweniidae
Source: the annotation of a GenBank genome assembly
UGAAGUGACAUAUGCUGGACAGGCAUUCCGUCUUGGUCGCUAUCCUAUCCAUUUCCAUCUCAAUGGGGACAUGUCUGGAAGUUAUGUGAAAGGAUGUGCUAUCCAUGAGACCUUCAACAGAGCUAUUAAUAUCCAUGGCACCCAUAAUGUACAGAUUGAGGAUAAUGUUGUGCAUAAUGUUAUGGGUGGAGCACUCUUCUUAGAAGAUGGUAUAGAAACUGGUAAUGUCUUUGAUCAUAACUUAGUUGUCUUUUGUAAACAGAGUACCAGCUUGCUGAAUGAUGACAUCACUCCAGCUGCUUUCUGGUGUACAAAUGCUAACAACACAUACACAAGAAAUACAGCUGUUGGUGGCACGCAUUUUGGCUUCUGGUAUCGUAUGCAUGACCAUCCCGAUGGUCCUUCAUUUGACAGUAGCAUUUGUCCAAAGAAAAGUCCUCUAGGACUUUUUGACAACAACAUUGUCCACUCCCAGGGAUGGUUUGGUCUGUGGAUCUUUAUGGAGUGGUACCCAAUGAAGGGAGGUGGAUGUGGAUCAAAUGAAGCUGAGCCCGCUGUCUUCAAACGUCUAACUGUAUGGAACUGUGAGAAGGGAGCAGAAGCUGUUAGUGUUGGUGCUGUACAAUUUGAUGGCGCUAUCAUGGUCAAUAAUGAUAAGGCUGGCAUUGAGUAUAAGAUGAUAAAAAAUGUACCAAAGUAUCAUCCGAAUGGAGCUCUUGUAAAUAAUAGCGUCAUUAUUGGUGAUGCCACAUCAUCAAAUUGGAUUUCAUGCACAGGAUCUGGUGUGAUACUGCCAUGGGAUGCAGGAUUUGUGAUUGCUAACACUAAGUUUGUCAAUUUCAAUUCAGGUUCAUGUACUUCAUUUGGUGUGACACGUAUAGAUGGUACAUGUACAUUUGAAUGUGGCGGUUGGGAUUAUAUUGUUUAUGGAUUGGAAUUUUUUGAAUCUCCAAAUAAGAUCAAAUUUACUUGGCCACAUGAAGCUAUGAUUAAAGAUCUUGAUGGCAGUUUGACAGGAACUGUUGGUGCAACUGUGUCGCCAAGCAACCCUUCUCUUCCACCAUCUUGUGCUGGAAGCUCUUCAUUCAGUAUUGGGUCCACACCAGGCAGUGUAUGCACUGACCCUAAUCUAAAGUUUCUACGAUUUUCCUGGAACAAAGCAGUCCCAAAGUCACUGGAGGCAAAGGAUGUAUUCUUUACAAAUCAGUAUGGAACAACAGGAGUUCAUUUUUUGAAGAAGAGGUUAACACAUCCAAUGGGUUGGAUGGUAUCUUUGGUGUCUGGAGAGAGGUACAACAUGUUGUUUGAGCAUGCAGGCCACAUCACAAACAUCACAUAUAAUGGAAAAUUCUAUGGUCUAACGAAUGAUGAAUAUGUCAUAAUAGAGCAUAACUUCACACAGACUCCAGACAGGUUCAGUCU